This is a messenger RNA of Hyaloscypha bicolor E, 1965 nucleotides long. RefSeq lists its product as uncharacterized. NCBI's taxonomy places the organism in Eukaryota, Fungi, Ascomycota, Leotiomycetes, Helotiales, Hyaloscyphaceae. The transcript is spliced from 2 exons. The coding region runs from base 1 to 1965 and encodes 654 amino acids. The record is from RefSeq and is a predicted model, not a curated record.
AUGCAACUUCAAUCGCAUGAUAAAUCUACACCAAGUCAUCGCAGGCUACAGCAUCGUCAUCCUUACGCUACCAGGGGAACUACGUCAACUUCAAUCCAUGCAUUAUACUACUACGCCUUUUGUGUCCCUGCCAUGGUUCUAGCAGCAUCGUCUAGUUCUUGCGGACUACCAUCGACGUCUACGGCGUCCACCAGUACAGUAACUUCAAGUACUAAUACAUUUACCGGCCUCCUCCGCCUCCUCAUAAUUCACCACCUCCUCCGCCUCCUCCUCCGCCUCCUCCGCUCCUCCGCCCUCCUCCGCCCUCCGCCUCCUCCGCCUCCUCCGCCUCCUCCACCUCCUCCGCCUCCUCCACCUCCUCCGCCUCCUCCGCCUAGCACGACAAAAUCGACAACGACUACUAGCGCGUCAACAUUGAUACCGCCGAUCCCGUCAACAGACAUCUGUAGUGAAAGUAAUGAUUGCGACGGCUCAUCAUGUGGACUCGAAGAAGCCCGAUCUCUCCAAGAGCUAGCUUUACCUGCUUUGUUCAAGCGUGUAAUGAGGGGUCCAGAGGAUUACGGCGGCGAUGUUACUAGAUUUUUCGUAACAGAGAUAUCUACUGCAAGGCAAGCAUUCAAAUUAUUGAAUUAUGGGGGGCAUGGGGCAGCCGCUAGGCUAGAAUAUUUUCGAGAUCAGGAUCUUACUACUGGCGUAAUUGGCCUUUUUGGGUGUACUUCGAUUAUCGUUAUAUCCACAGAAGCCGUAUGGGUGUCGCAUUGGUGGGAGAUUCCUACCUUUAUGGUACAAAGUUUCGCCGAUUUUCGAGAUCAGAUGCUUAUACCCCUAGUCGAGGGAGAUGGAGAUAGAAUACAGGGCCUUGGCGGGCUCACCGGCCCUGGACAACCCUUUGAGUCCUUGAAUGGGCCUAAAGCCUUUAUUGUAUCCGUCAGGCAGGAUGAUGGUCAAAGUAUUUUCGAAUAUGCGGGUAAAAUUAAUAUAGUGGAAGUUAAACUCAGAGCGCUAAUGCCCGGUAUUGGUAUUACAAGAUAUAAGUACAGAAGGAAUAAGGACGGAGCGAGAAGUGCCAGGUCACCUCUCGGGAAAGUCCUUAUUCAAUACAGCGCUACUGAACCAAACAACUGGAGAAAAUACAGGAUUUGGGUGGAGGCUCAGGAGGCGCUUGAAGAGUCCUGGCCGGCGGCAGAUACCAGUAGAAGGAGCUCGACAAUCAGCUCUUCCGGCUAUUCUACUAGCACCUCUAUCAGCACCUCUAUUAGCACCUCUGCCAGCAGUUCUCCGGUAGAGGUAGAGACAACUUCAUCUACUCCAUCGACAUCUUCGUCGGUAGCUCCUACCUCGACGAUGAGCUCAUCCCAAACGAUUUCGACCAUAAUUCCGGCGGGUGCUGUACCAUGCCCUAGUUUAGGAGAUUUUAAUACGCUGCCCUGCCCGGACGGUGAAGACGAAUCUGUCGCAGUAAUGGGAGAAAAUCCAGUAGCUAGUGGAGAUGGGUUUGCAUAUAACCUGCUCUCUGCCUGUGAUACUGCUCCAGUUACUGUAACACUUACCUGGUCUGAUAAUACGAUAUUCGUCAAGACAUUAGGUCUUCCGUCUGACCAUAGCAACGCGUUUGAUACACCUGGAAAUCGGGAACCAUGCUUAUUUUGGUCCGUGGCUGCUGCGAUUUCGAUUCCGGCGGGUGCUGCACCGUGCCCUAGUUUAGGAGAAUUUAAUACGCUGCCCUGCCCGGACGGUGAAGACGAAUCUAUUGCAGUAAUGGGAGAAAAUCCAGUAGCUGGUGGAGAUGGUUUUGCGUAUAACCUGCUCUCUGCCUGUGAUACUGCUCCAGUUACUGUAACACUUACCUGGUCUGAUAAUACGAUAUUAGCCAAGAUAUUAGGUCUUCCGUCUGAUCAUAGUAACGCGUUUGAUACACCUGGAAAUCGGGAACCAUGCGUAUUUUGGUCCGUGGCUGCUGCUUAG